AUGGCCACCGUUCAGCCCCUGCUCCAGGUCCCUCUCGCCGAGGAAAUCCUCCCCACCAUGCAGCGAAUCGUUACUCAAUACGAUGCCGUUCGCAACGAGAUUCUCCGCACCGUGACUCCUGCGGCGGCCACGUAUGAUUCGGUCGUUCGGCCCUGCGCAGAACUCGAUAACGCCAUCGAUGCCGAUGUGCAUGUGCUUUACAUGUUACAAUACGGCGCCCCGGACAAAGCCACCCAGGAUGCUUUCGUCCAAGCACGUCGCAUCCUAGUUGACGCGGAGACCGGAUGGACGGCGCGCGCGGAACUUUUUCGCCUUGCUAGAGGCUGUGAAGGAAAACGAGAGGAAUACCGCGUGGAAAAGGCGGCAAUUUCUGACCUAGAACGUCUGUGUCAUCGCAAUCUAGCCCAUGAGAAAGGAGGAGUGUGGUUCACGGUGGAUGCCCUGAAUGGGCUGCCGGAGAAAGAGCUGGUGAAGUCGGUGGAAGGGACAGAGCCGGCUAAUCGGGGCAAGAAAUUCGUCCCCUUUGCAAAUGGGGGGUAUACGGCUGUCAUGACUUAUGCCCGUUCCGCCGAGACCCGGGCACAAAUGUACCGAGCCAACGAAGUGAGAGUCCGGGAGAAUGGCCUUAUCUUGGACGACAUUGUGAGGCGACGGGACGCGCAGGCACGGCGGCUGGGAUACUCCAACCAUGCCGCCGUUCAAUUAGAGCGACGGAUAGUCAAGCAGAUCGAGUGGGUGGACGGGUUUCUGGCGGAGGUACGAGAGAAACUUGUCCCCCGGGGUCGUGAAGAGUUGGAGCAGCUGAAGCGCAUUUGGAGAAGAGAUCUACAGAGUCAGGGGAAGCCAACAGAUGGUGGUGGUUUCCCUCCGUGGGAUCAAUUGUACUAUCAGCGGUUGAUCGAACAGGAGUUUGAUAUCGAUCAGGGCAGGAUUGCGGAGUAUUUUCCCCUUGAAAGGACUGCAGCUGCGAUGCUUCAUAUCUUUGCAUCCGUGCUGGAUCUGCGGUUCGAUUCCAUUGAAGGACUCGCUUUCCCUUUUAUUUGGCAUGAGAGCGUGCGGGUGUUUUCCGCAUGGGACGGGAGAGAUCCCAGUGCGCCGUUCCUGGGAUAUCUCUAUUUCGACCUGCAGUGGAGAGAAAAUAAGUACCGAGGCAACCAGAGUGUCGUUUUGCAAUGUGGCUCUUCCAAGCCAAAUGGGGAGCAGGCAGCAUCCUUCUGUGAAAUGGGCCACACCAUCCACAACCUCCUAUCCCAGACGCGAUAUGCUCGCUUCCAUGGUUCUCAAGGACCGCGUGAUUUUGGCGAGAUCCCCAGCACGAUGCUGGAGAACUGGUGCUGGAGGAAAGACGUCCUGAAGCAAUUGAGCUGCCACCAUACACAAACAAGCGAGGAAGAGCUGUCUCAGUGGCGCACCCAGCAUCCCGGAGAGGCGGAUCCCCCGGCCCAGAUUCCAGACCAGCUCGUGGACGAUCUGAUUCGAGGUCGGUACAUGGGGAAAGGCCUGUGGUAUUGUCGUUUGCUGACGAUAUCACUCUAUGACCUGAAGAUCCACCGUCUCGAGCCAAACCAAGAAAUAGAUCUCCAGAAGCUCUGGUAUGACGGACUCGAGAAGAUCACAGGGAUGGAUUAUACCGCUUGCGGAGACGGAUAUGAGUUUGCGACGAUCGGUCAUCUCACGGCUGGAUACGACGCGGGUUACUACUCGUAUUUGUGUUGCGCCGCUCUGGCUCAGGAUCUGUAUCUGACUCGAAUUGCCAAUGACGCUUGGGACAAGAAGACAUGGAGAGAAUUCCGGCAGACGGUGCUGAGGCCCGGGUCAAGUGAGGAGAAUCUGCUAGGCUUGUUGGAAAGAUUUCUGGGGCGUGCAUCUAAUCCAGAUGCGCUGGUGCAGGAAUGGCUCUAG
Molecule: messenger RNA, 1902 nt
Organism: Aspergillus ibericus CBS 121593
Lineage: Eukaryota; Fungi; Ascomycota; Eurotiomycetes; Eurotiales; Aspergillaceae
Product: M3 family metallopeptidase
Exons: 6
Coding region: 1-1902 (633 amino acids)
Biological process (GO): peptide metabolic process; proteolysis
Cellular component (GO): mitochondrial intermembrane space
Molecular function (GO): metalloendopeptidase activity
Source: RefSeq, a predicted model, not a curated record